CACUAGUCUAGACAUUUUAGAAAGAGGAAGAUCCAAGGUUUGAAGUCCCUGCUCCAUGCUCCACCCCUGGUGUUCCUAUUUUCCAGGUCUUUGUCCCCGGAACUUGCGCUCAUUCCUGGGUGUCCACUAGGGUUUUCUGCUCGCAUCUGGAUCCCGGUACGAAUAGCAUACAGUCCAGUGUCCUGUCCUACAGAAACCACGGCCUCCUCAAGUUUGGAAAGAAAGCAAGAAAAGAAAGGAAGAAAGAAAGAAGAAAAACACCUUUUCGGCAACUUUGUACCGUCUACUCUCCUCCCGUGGUUUAUACUUUCGUCGAAGCUGUGAAGCAGCAGUGCGAUUCAGAGAUUCUUGCCUGCAGUUGAAAAAAAGUUUUUACAUGUUUUAAAACAGUUUUUGUCGCUUCUUCGUGUUGGAACUCGACGUUUAGCACACAUAUCCGAGCUUUUAAACGGACGACGUUUGUGCAGUGUUCAAGGCUACUUUCGGUGUUUUUUUUCUCCCUCAAAGUUGUUUCAGAGGUUGCCUCAGAGCUGCUGUGAAUGAAGUAUCUGUUGAGCUGAAGAAAUCAGCGCGUCUCCAUGAGGAAACUCAGCGUGGGAGUCGCUGAAACUUUGUCCUAGCCUACACACACCUGAGCGAUUAUAUAUAUUUUUUUCUUUGCUCUUUGUGCUGGUAACUUCGUAGUUUCUUGUUUUUAACUGACACAAAAUGAAGACGCUGUUGGUGCUGUGUGUAGUUUGCACGCUGGUUGUGUUGUCUGUGUCGGGGACUGCGGAGCAAAAGUCGAAAAACUGCAACGAAGUUCGCGCUGCUUACAGCUCCAAAGGCUUCAACGUCAACGAUGUUCCCAACAAAGGAGUCAACGGAGCUCCCUUGAAAGUGUGUCCGCAGGGUUUCUCCUGCUGCACAGUGGAGAUGGAGGAGAAGCUGAGCCAACAGAGCCACACGGAGAUCAAAGCUCCCGUCUCCAGGCUUAGCACCAACCUACAAUCCACCUUCAAACAGAGGCACGACCACUUUGACAAGUUUUUCCGUGAGCUUUUGAAAAAUGCAGAGGUGUCGCUGCACAGCAUGUUUGUGCGAACAUAUGGGGUGAUGUACGUGCAGAACGCAGAACUGUUCAAGAACUUCUUCGAGGCCCUGACUCGGUACUACGUGUCUGGCAGCGCUGCUGUCAACCUGGACUCCAUGCUGUCGGACUUCUGGGCCGACCUCCUGGAGAGGAUGUUCCGGCUGGUCAACGUGCAGUACGAAUUCAGUGACGCCUACAUGGAGUGCGUCAGCCAGCACACGGAUCAGCUGCAGCCCUUCGGCGAUGUGCCUCGCAAACUCCGCAUCCAACUGACACGGGCCUUUGUUGCUGCACGCACCUUUGUGCGUGGCCUGACACUAAUGCCUGAGGUGGUCAAUAAAGUUUCUACGGUCAGUGCGUCUCCCAGCUGUGUGCGAGCGGCCAUGAAGAUGUUGUACUGUCCCUACUGCUCGGGCCAAGUGGCCCUGAAACCCUGCCAGAAUUACUGUCUGAAUGUGAUGCGUGGGUGUCUGGCCAACCAGGCCGACUUGGACACAGAAUGGAACAACUUCCUCGAUGCCAUGCUCAGUCUAGCUGAGAGGCUCGAAGGUCCCUUUAAUUUUGAGUCCGUCAUGGAUCCCAUUGACGUGAAGAUUUCAGAGGCCAUCAUGAACAUGCAGGAGAACAGCAUGCAAGUGUCACAGAAAGUUUUCCAAGGAUGUGGGCAGCCUAAACCAAGCGCGGCCUUCCGUUCCAGGCGUUCUGUCAAAGACCCAGGCUUUACCGGCCGCUUCCGCCCUUACAGUCCUGAUGCUAGGCCCACUACCGCUGCCGGGACCAGUUUAGAUCGAUUGACUAAUGAUGUGAAGAAGAAGCUGAAACAUGCAAAGAAGUUCUGGUCCACAUUACCAGAGACGGUGUGUGCAGGUGAGAGGAUUGCACCUGGGGAUGAGUGCUGGAAUGGAACAGCGAAAAGCAGGUACGAGUCAGUUGUCAUUGGCAAUGGACUGGCCAAUCAGGUGUCAAACCCUGACGUGGAUGUGGACAUAACAAAGCCAGACAUUGUGAUUCGCAGUCAGAUUGCAGUUUUGAAGGAAAUGACGAGCUGGCUCAAAGCUGCGCACAGUGGAAAUGACAUCUCUAUUGAAAACGAUGAGGAUGGCAGUGGAGGAGAGGAGAGCGGCAGCGGUUGCGACUCUCCAUCCUGUGACACAGACCGGGACAUCUACUUCUCCACUCCACCGAAUCCCCAGGUUAAGCAAGUGGGCAGUAGUCCAUCAGCUGGGGUUGCCUCACAGGGAAGCAUGGCGCUGGCGCUCUGCGGGCUAGCCCUGGCUCUGCUUGCUCCCCACUUGAGAUAAAACUGGCUGGACAGGGAGAGGAAGAGAGCGACCAGGAAUGACGGAGCGAAGGGGGAAACUGUCAGAGAGACUUUUAAAAGACUGCCUUCAGGACCUUGGACUGUCCGCCAUUGGGGGGUGGGAGAGGGGGGGUGGGGGGGGGAAACUCUUCUUAAUAUUACAAUAACUUCACUUUUAAUUAUUUGUUUGUAUGUUUUUAAGGACAUCAGUGUACAGCAAUAUGAUUUUCUUACAAGACAUCCACCGUUUUUCCCCCAGAUAAACCUUACUCCUUAUGACUCUUUUGGAGCUACACUAUGGUUCUGCUUGCAGCAUUACAAACAUUGUAAUUGUCUCAUUUUGGCAAUCUCAUAAUUCAUUUUUGUGCCUUCUUCAAUGAUUGCCAUCUGAUAACUAAAUAGUAAGCAAACAUUGAGUGCCUGUGGUGCGAGAUAACUUCAUAUUUCUGAGGAUGUUCUUUCCAUUAUUCAGAGAUCAACAAAUCAUGUAAUGUUGUUAUGAAUGUUAACAAUUUAUAACAAUAAUUUUUGCACAUUACAAAUGUGCAUACUGUGAAUGUUUGUGUCUGUGCGUUUAUACAUUUACAUAUAUCGGCCAGUCAGAAAUUAUGAAGCUAGCAGUUGAUCUCAUCUAAGGAAUAGUUUGAGCUUUUGUUCACUUUGCUUUGGAGUGACGGUAAAAAUCUUCACAGCUCAUCUCUCAGAAAUGCAGUGAGAGAAAAUACAGCACAGGUAUUUAUGUUUGACCUGGAGAUGGAAUUAUUCUUUAGAGGAGCUUUUGGGGCCAUCUGCGAGCCCAAACAUGCAUAUUGUAUAUGUCUGCUAUGAGCAUUAUCACAACCUAACUUUUAAUUUCCUCAUUCAUUUUUAAUUUAAUUUCCUCAGCUUAAACAGUUCAAUAGUAAGGUCAUACCUCAUGCAUGCUCUCAUUGUCAAUGCAAUCUAGUGAUGUUGAGUUGAAAGUGUCUGAUAAGAGUUGAGAUGUGGCUGGCAUCCUGGUGAAAGGUGACUGGCGUGGAAGAGGAAGGACUCCCCUGGCAUUACCCCUAAAGAAGGCAAAGCUGACAAGUCCUGAAUGCCCUUUUUUUGGUACUGUAAGCUCAGUUCAGCGCAGAGGAUCUGACUUUAUACAGUCUUACUUUGUUUGAAAAGAAAAGGUGGCAACAUGUAUGUUCAGAGUGUUUCACAUUAAACUAGAGAACAGGAACAAAAGACAGUGCUUUGAUCAAAAGAAAUCAAGAAAAGAUUAUUUUAAUACAGGGUUUUAUGUUGAAGAGGUGUUGUAAUUUUUAGCUAUUUUUGGUAUGAAGAUAUAUAUUAGGUACUACAGUGGAUUUUACUGCUAGGUUUAGGUGGUGGAAGAGGACAAUGUGCACAGAUAUUGGGGGCACUUUUGGUAAGUGUGCACAGUUUUUGUGUGCUCGUUUUGCCCUCAUCCCCCGUCCCACAAUACACACUUGUACCUCUUAAAUGGCCUGUGUCAGUAUAAAUGGACUCAUCCUGAACCAUUUGAUCUACCUAUCCUCAUCCUCACGUUCUCAUCAUGUCAACUUGAGGUGGAAUGUUGAAGUAUUGUCACAAGUGCUACCAAAAUUAAUGCAACGUAUGGUGCCUGAUCUUUUUCUUUUAGCCUUGGUACAUUUUUAGCUACUUCUAAAGGUUAAAAAAAAAAAGAAUGUAGAUGUUGAUGAUUUGUAUCUAUUAUCUGCUCAGUUUCCCUGAAGGGUGUUUGAGUAUAUUGUUACCAGCUGACAAGCACAACAUAAGACUUUCUAUAUCUUCUAAUUUGAUGAUCGGGUCUGUAAGUUGCUGUAAGUGGCCAUUUCAUCUCUAAAAUGAUGCUGCCUCAUGUAGCUUUUGUACAGUAACUUACGCAUGUAUUUUAAUGUCGUUGCAAACAUGCUUUUAGAAUUGACAGAUUAUCCAAAAUACAGUAUUCAGAAUGUUUUGAUAUGCAAAGCUUGUUGAAAAUAAUGAAUUUCUCAAAGUAAUUGAUCAGAUUUGGCAGGUUUAAAUAUGCAUUUUGUAAAAACUGAAAAUGGAUUUGUAUGUUUCACAUUUGUCUUCAGGACUGAAACAGUUGGCUGCAGUUUAGACAGAUGGUAAACAACCUUUUUGCCUCUUGUUUGGCUUUGAAAUUACAGGUUGAAAAAAAGUGACGUUCCCAAUGAAGAGACAUGGAACCGUCAACGAGGACAUCAAUGUUAAGAAUCUGACUUUGAAGGAUUUUAUGAAACAUCUAAGCAACCCAUAUAAAAUACUGAAGCCGUAAUUUUAAAUAAUGAAGCUGUGCUUCAGCAGCUUGAUUUGGCAUUACUUCUGCAUGAAACCGGUUCAAUUCUCCUGAUUUUUGUGUUCCACAAACAUUUCAACAAGGGCUUGUGCAUGUGUUCGUGUCAUGUGGAAGAGUUGUGUCGAGUGUGAAGAAACCCAACUUUCUGAGAGUCCGAGGAAAUGUUUUGGGUGAUGAUGGUAAAUGUCUGUGCUUGCGGGCCAGGGCUGCAACAUUUUACGGCUGGCAGGAGUUGGUCCAGCUGCUGGAUUUUGUUCAUUCGAUCCACAGAGCAACUUCAGUCUAGUGAAUUAAAAGUUGAGUUGGACAGGUGCUGAAAUCCUUCCAUCAGCCUUUGGCCCACAAGAACAGAAAGGACUCAUUUUCUAAGGAGAGACUGAGUGACUGACUGAAAAAAAAAAAAUCAAAUUUGUAAAUAAAGAGCAGCCGUUUUAGAAGUCUCUAAAAGAGGCCGUAACAGUACACCAGAUUUUUACUUGUCAGAGUAUCUCCUAAAUGUUAUGGAAAAACAAGAUGAGAUAGAUGUUAAAUUGUAAGAGAAAAUGUAUAUUAAACAACAUUUCUUAGUCUUGUUGAAAUAAAGACUGCCAAUAUUUAAA
This is a messenger RNA of Siniperca chuatsi (mandarin fish), 5264 nucleotides long. RefSeq names its product glypican 4 (gene gpc4). NCBI's taxonomy places the organism in Eukaryota, Metazoa, Chordata, Actinopteri, Centrarchiformes, Sinipercidae. Bases 709 to 2373 code for a protein of 554 amino acids. Gene Ontology annotation, cellular component: cell surface; extracellular region; plasma membrane. The record is from RefSeq and is a predicted model, not a curated record. Gene Ontology annotation, molecular function: protein binding. The transcript has 9 exons. Gene Ontology annotation, biological process: regulation of protein localization to membrane; regulation of signal transduction; cell migration.